Molecule: messenger RNA, 953 nt
Organism: Pieris brassicae (large cabbage white)
Lineage: Eukaryota; Metazoa; Arthropoda; Insecta; Lepidoptera; Pieridae
Gene: REG
Product: proteasome activator complex subunit 3
Exons: 5
Coding region: 181-918 (245 amino acids)
Biological process (GO): regulation of G1/S transition of mitotic cell cycle; regulation of proteasomal protein catabolic process; positive regulation of endopeptidase activity
Cellular component (GO): proteasome activator complex; nucleoplasm; cytoplasm
Molecular function (GO): endopeptidase activator activity
Source: RefSeq, a predicted model, not a curated record
UUAUAGUUCACGGAUCACUCAUUCAAAUUAAGCAUCGUUCAUCGCUUCGCGACAAAUUUGUUUCAUGAAUUGUGCUAUUUGCUACAUGAGUAUUUGUAACUUAGUUGAAGUCAAUUUGCAAUUUUGGUGUACUAUUAAAGGGGAUAGUGUGAUAUUCAGUUGAAUUUAAAUUUUAACACCAUGACCGACGUGGCAAAAAAGGUUCAGGAUUACAAAGAUUCACUUAAACAAAAGGCAGAGCACCUUAUUAUUAAAGGCUUUCCAGAAAAGAUAGUAAAGCUGAAUGAGCUUUUAGAAACACCUAACUUCCAGAAUAGAGAAUUAGCAGAUGUCCAUCAGGAUUUAAACAUUCCAGUUCCACCACCAAUACAAGCAGUCAAUGAACCAAAUGCUAAAAGAGCUAGACUCGACUCAUCCGAGGUGUCAAGCAAUACAACGUUAGAAGGCACACGGGUGUAUGCUCUGCCAAAUGGAAGUGUCCCAUGUAAUAAACCUCUUAGUGACCUUAUUCACCUUGUCAAACCUCACAUUAGAGAGCUUAUUGAGGAUUCUAAUCUGCUAAAAAUGUGGAUUUCAUUCAUGAUUCCUAAAAUAGAGGAUGGCAACAAUUUUGGUGUCUCAAUACAAGAAGAUACAUUGGCUGAGGUUCAGUCCGUUGAAUCAGAAGCUGCAGCAUUUUUUGAUCAAAUCUCAAGAUACUUCAUUUCGAGAGCAAAAAUUGUGUCAAAAGUUGCUAAAUAUCCACAUAUUGAGGAUUAUAGAAGAGCUGUUAAAGAAUUAGAUGAAAAAGAAUACAUCUCAUUGUGGCUGGUGAUGUGCGAGAUUCGCAAUCGAUACUGCUCGUUACACGACAUUGUCAUCAAAAACCUGGAAAAAAUCAAAAAGCCGCGUUCGUCGAAUGCCGAAACAUUAUAUUAGAAUAAUCUCAAUACAUGGCUACCGUAUAAAUAAUC